Molecule: messenger RNA, 1437 nt
Organism: Mollisia scopiformis
Lineage: Eukaryota; Fungi; Ascomycota; Leotiomycetes; Helotiales; Mollisiaceae
Exons: 2
Coding region: 1-1437 (478 amino acids)
Molecular function (GO): protein binding
Source: RefSeq, a predicted model, not a curated record
AUGCCAUACAAAUCAUUCAAUGAUUGGGUGUCUGCUUUCAAGGGAGUAGAGCCAUGUUCACCUGGUUCUUCUUCUUUGGAAAAGCUUCCGAACGAAAUACUCAGUCAAAUCUUGCGACAUCUUGCACCGCCAGACACAACGCAACAGUCUUAUUACCUGAGGGAUAAUCUUCCUAUCAGCCCGAACAAUCAGUGCGAGAAGAAACGCUUCAUCUCCUGCCUUCUGAUAUCACGGAGGCUCUACCACAUAGCGCUGCCUUUGAAAUAUCAAUGCCCGGACAUCGCUAACUAUGAUGGCUUCACGGGCGAACUCGCUCGCAAUGCAGCACAUGGAACUCUGGUUCGUUCCCUCGAUCUGUCAUGUCCUCGACUCGAUACAGGAUCUUGGUCACUUUCCUCCUCUCUGACUUUAACCCCUCGUCUGAAAACAAUAUCUUUGCCUCUUCAAGCAUUCUACGAUUCUGGUCCCGGAUUGGCUACGCAGAUCUUCUUCGAAUUGUCGAACGUUAAUUCAAUAAAGAUAAUCAAUCGAUCUAAUGAUUGGGAUGACGCGCUAUCUUCCCAUACUUUUGGGAAACUGAAUCCCGAUUUCACCAGCUCGAUUACCUCCCUCUCCCUCGACGGGUUCUCGGUCGGAAACAUUUUCCAGACAGUUCUGACUCGAUCUCCACAUCUUCAAGUCUUGAAUUUGAUGGGUUGCUACCUCGAUGGUGUAGAUUUCUCUUCGCUCAGCAAGAAUGCCAGAAUACGUCAGCUCAUUUUGGAGCAGUCCAGAGUUGUGAAAGGAGAAGAUCUCGUUGAGUUUAUUACGGGACAUCCCGCGGUCAAGAAUACGCUUGAGGUGCUGAAUUUAAAGGGGGUUGUGCAGUAUGGGUUCACACCAUUAAAACAGGAACAUGUGACGACAAUUCUAGAAAGUCUUCCCUCUAGUUUGCGCUCUCUCACCAUCAGCAGCUAUUCUACGCAGGAUAUCCCAUUGCUUCGGAAACUGAACCCUCAACUUGAGGAGCUGGGGAUGGGCCGUAUGCGGGUUUAUGAGCUGGAGGAGAUCCUCCUUGGUUCGGUCUACGAUCUCAGUAAAACAGCACCAAAAUCAGCCUCGACAAAGGCAGCUAUACUUGAUUCCCAUCUCAUCACUAUCUCUAAUGCGGUUACGUUAACUCAGCUGAAAAGGCGAAUCAAUUCUCUUACGCCUAGGAACAGUAAACAUUCUAAUACGUCACGGUCACGCAUCCAGCAUCUCGAUGCAAAGUGCGUCGCUUUAUCCCUCGAAGAUCUCAAGUCAUCUGUUCUUCUUGGUCCCCAGUCACUACCAUUGAGAGCGAUUGAGCUUCCUGCAAUUACGGUCUCAGAUCAGCACGAGUUAGUACGGUUCUUAGGACCUGUGGGGUGGAAAGUGAAAUCAGUAGGUUUGCGAAUUUGGAUGGAGAGAAAAUGA